AAUCAAACGCAGUUAGGUUAGGUAUAGCAAGGACAUGCAUAUAUAGUCCUAAAUCUACUUAUGACUAGCUAGAUCAGAUGUGAUACAAUUUUAGUUACGUGAUGAAUUAGUAGUUCCCAUAGUUCUUCUACACCUUUGGAUCAAUGAUGAAGUUCCAUCCAUACUUUCUCUAUUUUGGGGCCUUUUUACAUGAAAGCAUGCCUGAUGUGUCGAGAACCUAUUUGACCUAAUUAAACGGUGAAACCAGGCAACGAUGGUGAAGGGUGAUCCUUUUUUUCUGUACAUUUUGACAAGUUGUAUAGUCAAUGGCGUGUACUGUCUCCUCACACAGAAAAUUGCACAUCCUGGUGGAAACAACCAAAUCGACGAGAAGACUGCGGCCAGUCAUAGAUUCAAAAAUUGGAACGCUUCAUUAAAGGAGGCAAAAGUAAUCCCAGAUGUGAUUUCGGCUGAAGUUCCUCAACCGUUAAAAGUUGAAUACAUGGAUGAUAACAUUGAAUUUGGAACUUUAGUGGAAUAUAAUCCGAUGAACGAACAGCCUUUCAGUUUAGACUGGGAAUACGAAAAUAAAGAAUUUUACACUAUCGUAGUCUCCGAUCCUGACUUUCCUGAUCCUAAAAAGCCAUUGCGAAAAGAGUAUUUGCACUGGAUGGUAACAAACAUGGAAGAAGGAUUCAUCAGAGAAGGGAACGUGAUAGCUCCGUAUGUGCCGCCAUCAAAGAAACAUCUCGCAACUUGCUUUGGAUUGCAUCGAAUAGUUAUAGUUCUUUAUAAGCAACUUAAAGGAAAGAUAAACGUUUCGCCCGACCUAUAUACACCGCCAAAUGAUCCUGACGUCGACGAUGUUGAACCAUUUAACCGUGAAAAAUUCUCAUCCAAAUGUUUCGCAAAAGAGCAUAAUUUGGCUCCUUUAGCUGCCAAUUAUUUUACAAUGCAAAUGGACAAUCUGCCAGAAGAAUAUGUACGAUGACUGAGAUUUAACAUCAAGUUCAGCAACAAGUGAAAAAUUCAAAUUACAGUUUCAAAACUUGGGAACAUAGUGCAAAGAUGUUGACACGACAUGACUAUGCAAGGCGUGACGAAGCAAAUAAGGUGCAGAACUGCAAAGAUCUAUAGAGUUUUAAUUAUCUCGAAUUUCAUCCUAGUAUUUGCAAUAAUCACAUCUUCAAGUUCGGAAACAACUCCUGUUCUCCAUUAUGUAUAGAUGCGUUUUUCUAACCAAUGCGUAUUAUUGUUUGGCAUUAUCCCGACGAAAAAAAUCAGUAAUCAUCAUUGAUUAGGAUUCAUAUAGAAUUGUAAGAAUAUACUGCAUGUUUGCCCUUCUCUCCUAAAA
Messenger RNA from Bemisia tabaci, 1333 nucleotides. RefSeq names its product protein D3. NCBI's taxonomy places the organism in Eukaryota, Metazoa, Arthropoda, Insecta, Hemiptera, Aleyrodidae. The record is from RefSeq and is a predicted model, not a curated record.